Messenger RNA from Lethenteron reissneri (Far Eastern brook lamprey), 6469 nucleotides. RefSeq names its product ras-like GTP-binding protein RHO. Gene Ontology annotation, biological process: small GTPase-mediated signal transduction. NCBI's taxonomy places the organism in Eukaryota, Metazoa, Chordata, Hyperoartia, Petromyzontiformes, Petromyzontidae. The record is from RefSeq and is a predicted model, not a curated record. Gene Ontology annotation, molecular function: GTPase activity; GTP binding.
GACCGCGUGUGCAGUUUGAGUGGUCACUGUGGUGGGGGCAUCUCCAGUUGAACAAAGGGCAAGGGGCAUCCUCUGCUCACCCCCUUCCCCUCCACACACGCAUACGGGCUUAACACAGGAGGGGACAGCGCGUGGGACAAUUAGUAUUGUUCGACACGGGUGAAUGGGUCGUAUUGUCGUCGUCGGACCGUAACACACGGUUAUUAUAAUUUCUUUCCCCCCCUUCCAAUUGUCGGAAUAAGUUUUCGGUUUCGCUCGCUGGGUUUGCGGCGGGUCUCGAGGAGGAGAGCGGGCGCCGUGGGCUCCAAGCUACGCACGGAGCGACAAGUUUGGAGAGUGAGGAGAGGAACAGCAGCGGGAGGAGGAGGUAGAGGAGAGACAUCGCUGCUGUCUCAACAGCAGCAGUAGCCCCUCCACGCUGGCAGGCACGACCAUGGCGGGCGUUGCGACGCGCAAGAAGCUGGUGGUGGUGGGAGAUGGUGCGUGUGGGAAGACGUGUCUGCUGAUGGUGUUCAGCAAGGAUGAAUUCCCCGAGGUGUAUGUGCCCACCGUGUUCGAGACCUAUGUGGCCGACAUCGAGGUGGACGGCAGGCAGGUGGAGCUGGCCCUGUGGGACACGGCCGGGCAGGAGGACUACGACCGCCUGAGGCCGCUCUCCUACCCUGACACCGACGUCAUCCUCAUGUGCUUCUCCGUGGACAGCCCUGACUCGCUGGAGAACGUGCCGGAGAAGUGGGUGCCCGAGGUGCAGCACUUCUGCCCCAAUGUGCCCAUCGUGCUGGUGGCCAACAAGAAGGACCUCCGUGGUGACGAAUCCGUGCUGCACGACCUGGCGCGCAUCAAGCGGGAGCCCCUGAAACCCGAGGAUGGGAGGGCCAUGGCGUCUCGCAUCCAGGCCUUCGACUAUGUGGAGUGCUCUGCGCGAACCAAGGAAGGUGUGCGUCUCGUCUUCGAGACAGCCACCAGGGCCGCCAUCCAGAAGCAGCCCAAACGCCGCGGCCGCUCGUGCUUCAAGUGCAACCUGCUCUAACAGACAUGGUGGACGUGUGUGAUCGUGUGCGGUCAGGCGGACGUUUGUGGUGACUGAACCACUGUGCCCAGCAACACACCACUGGCAGCAAUACAACCGCUGCUGCUGUCUCCACCUUCGAUUGGCUACGUACGAUGCGAAAGAAGUUCGACGUAUGUACACUCACAUCGUGGUCAACGCCAAACAAUAAUACAGCCACUGCACACACUUUACUGCCAAUGCCACAAAGCUCGGUCGCAUCAGCACUUGUGCCACUGCCAAUAACGUGAGCACAACCAUGGCCACCAUCACCACUAGCUUCAUUGUCAACACCAAAACCCACCAUCUUUUUCUGCUGCCAUCGUGGUGCUGAUAGCGGUAUUGAUGACAACACCAUCAAUACCACUACCACCACUACUCAUUACCACCCUCCACUAUCACCACCACCAUCACUGCUACUGCCACUACUACCGUCGCCGCUUCCUCCACGGGCCUUUCAAUGUCUUCACCAGCUCUUGAUCUUCAUGCUGGCCAUUGAACCUCCCCAGAAGCUUCUUGACAUCCUCCAAUGUCCACCUUACCUGUCCGGCAGCAUCCUUGGCUUCUCAACGUCUGCAGCAUCAUCUUGAGCGUCUGUGGUACUCUGGGGGUACUGUGGAAGCGGAGGUGGUAACAGGGGAAGUGAAGGAGAAAAAUAUAGCUUUUGUGGACACAGUGGAGAGGUGGUGGGGACAGGGAAGAGAGAUGGUGGAGACGAUGUAGAGUUGGAGGAGAAUGAAAAAGUGGUGAAGAAAAUGUAGAGGUGGUGGAGACCCUGGAGAGUUGGUGUAGAUGAGCCAGUCCUGAACAAAAUGACACGGAAUGAUUUUGGCAAAAACGAUGCAACUAUCUUCCGCAAUGCUUUCAGACUGCCUGGUGGAGCAGUGCAGUCGACUGUCCCUGAUGACGAAUGUGGACUUUUAAGAUUACUAAUAUAGUAAAUGCUUAUCUUUAAAGGUAAAUGUAUAUUGUACUUUGAAAUGUUGAGCGAUGUUGAUUUAAUUUAUUUGCGAUUUCUUGAAAGACGUUUUUUGUCUUCUGUUUUGGACACUAAUGAAUUUAACCACUUGCGGCUAAAAUUGAAAGCGUAAGUUUAUACACCGGUUUGACUUUUAAAAGUAAAUACUGUACAGAGCUCUUUGGGUUGAAGUAUCGAGGUAGUUUUUUUAAUGUCAAUUUAAGGUACUAUUUUUGGGAUUACGCAACAUAUAAUUUGGUCAUAUCAUGCGCCUGCUGUUUGUGUUGAACAUGAAAAUCGGUUUACUUUUUAUGGGCUUUGUGACGUGUAAACUGAGUUUGUAGACACGUACAUGUGCACUCAUACUGUACACACCUACAAAACCUGUACACAUACAACUCGCACACAUGUACAUUCAUCUGUACACAAAGACAAAAGGUCCCCUUAUAGGUUUUAUUUAGGCCUUUUUGGAAGUGCUGGAAACACACUUAAAGCCUAUAUACGUACACUUGUACACAUACCCAUGUACGCUCACCUACACACAACACAUCUAUGUACAGACAUUUGCACUCUUGCACCAAGUUUGUAUACACACUUCACUGUGUACAUGUACACCCUUACACUUACAUAUACAUGUAUGUUUACAGACAUGUAUGAACAGGUACACACAUGAUAUACAGUUCAAGCACCGCAGCUGUGUACAUUUCACAAUUUAACAAGUUGCCAAUAAUGGAAUGAGUUUCACGUGACUACUUUAAACGAAUCCCUUAUCCUCUUGUGAUUAAAAAAAGAACAAACCCCCCCCCCCCCCCGACCUAUUUGCCCACGCAUUUUUUUUUAAGGAACCCAAAUAAAGUUAUUUCCAUGAAAAGAAGUUAAUUUUAAAAUCUUUACGUGAGCGUGGAUGACUCAGAGGCAGUAAUUGCACAAGCAAUUGCACAAGCAGUGUACGCUGCUUUCUUAAACGGAUUUGUCCACACCAUAAUAAUGUAGAAUUUCCAUCGCUGGCUCCCGGGGUCGCCAAGAUAAGAAAAUGGGCACUGCCACACACGGUUGUUUGGGCAGGGGAACACUUCGACUUGAAACCUAUAUGCAGGUGGUUUAUCCAGGAAAAGCCCAUGACUCAUUUUUCAGGAAGGUCCUGACAUGGUUUCUGCAUUUGGGGGGGGGGGGGUAAUUGCCAUGUAUGUACCAGUUGAGUCAUUUAUGGGUAAUUUUUUCAAAUGUGGACCAUGACGCCUGCACAAAAUGGCCUGCUGUUGCGAAUGACGCCACGGGAUCUUUAACGUGCAGAAUGCGCACCUUUAGGAUUAAUAUACUCGCAGAAUUUAAUCGAGGAGGCCACUGUGUUUUAACUGUGAACGUUCACCGUGAACGCUCUGCUGCUAGACUUUCAAUGGUGCUACGGUCUCGAAAUGUUAACUACCUCGCCUGGUAUACAGGAGGUUGUGGGUUCCAUCUCGACCCUGAUACCUCUAUAUUUGGAGGUUGUGUGUUCUCCCCGUGGUCGUGUGGAUUUUUCUCUGCGUGCUCUGGUUUUUUCCUCCAAAUUUAGAAACUGGUGUUUCGAGAAUUGGCUGCUGUACAUCUCCACAUGAUAAACCGCUUAGUUGAACUAUAACUUGUGGCCAGGUCGCUUCUGAAAAAGAGCUCGGUGGGCCUUACCUAGUCAAAUAAAAAUAGUAUAUAGUAGAGUAUAUAUAUGUGUAAAACUGGUGGAAAGGGUAUUGCAUCUUUUCAGAAUAGGAAUCUUUAUCAGAAUAUUGCAACUGGAAGAAUCCAAUGAGCUAUGACGUUAUUUUUCACAGAUGUCCAGUUGAUAUACAUAUCUGUUGGUGGUGCUAGGCCUCUUUAAAUUCCAUGUUAUUGUGGCAGGGCCAGCAUCUCCUUAGAGCAAUCACUGUUAUGUUGGGCUUCCAAGAUGACCCAGGAGGGAUGAUUUGUUUUGAUGAGGUCAGGUUGAACUUGGGUGAGAUUUAAACUUAUUUAAAGGGUCUGUACUCCCAAGUAAAGUCAAGUAAACGCCUUCCUGUGUGGGUUGUGCCCCUUUCCAUUGGUAGUCCUGAAUUUGAGGGAAGCACACAUUAACAUGACAUGAGCCAGUGUAUGAAUGUUACAACCACUUUACAAAGUACUGGAUUACUACGUAGAUUUAGCUAUUUGUGCUGAAAAUCUCCGAUGUGUUUUUGGGUUGUACCAUAUGUUGUUUGGCAUGAUGCCUGACAUUCACUCCACGUGCUUAGGGCUGGUUCAUAAACUGCGUUUAAAUAAUUCGCCUCUUUAAGUGAUGGAAAAAACGCUCCAUCCCAUCACGACAGACACACUCGUGCAGGUCGGAACACAAAAAUAUUUCGCAACAGGAAGUUGUGCAAUUCUUGUACAAAAUCUCUACAUCUGUGUGUGUUGUUAAAUCUAACUGUUUCAGUUCACAAAAAAAACUAUUCCAGUUCCUGAAGACGUUCCCAGCAUGUGGAGUGAAAUGUCUGACAUUGUGCCGAACAACACAACGUACGAACACACAUGGUCAAACCUAACCCACAACCAAUGCGCUCUUGGGGCACUCGCCGAAAAUCCUGAAGUCAGACGGCCUUGUUGCCUAGCGCUGUGGAACGUAACGUGCAUUUGCCUGUCUGCGACCUUAUUGGCAGUCACGUGGCUGAAAAAUACUGAACUGACGUCAUGCUCCCAGGGUGCGUGAGUCAGACUUGGCAGUGAGCUUGUGUGGGUGGUGCUUGAAGGCGAGUGUGUAGGCGGGUGCGUCUGAACCCUGCUUUGUGAAUUCCACUGUUCAGUGUCUGGUUUCAAUUAGAUAAUGGCCGACUCUCAGUGUGCUGCUGCAUUGUAAAUAUUGGUGUGUGCAUUUAUUAUAUGGGAUUGAAGCAGUAUUGCAAUUCAAGUUGGCAGUGCUAUUAACAUUUUUGGGUGGCAGACCGAUUACCCACAUUGCCAUGAGUUAAAUUGUCAAACGUAACCAACAUUAUGCUCUGAUUAGAGUGUGGGGUGGUGCUUAAUCCAUUAGAAACCUUGAGUCAGCGUUGGAAAUUCCACAUGUCCAUGCCAGUGGCCAGUCUUAUUUCAAAAACUGCUGGAAACCAUUAAAUUAGCAUCGACCGACCCGGAGCCUUAGAAUUGUGCAUCGAGCACCAAACCAAACACCGCCGAGCCGAAUAAGGAGCUCGAGGUGUGUGCGUGAGGCCAACGACUGGAAAAACGAUUAAGACUUAUUUUUUUUUGAGUUAAUAAAACUAUUGUAUAAUACGUAGGCUUUCGCGACUAAUACCCAUAAUAUAGAUUUUUUUUUAGGUUAGAUCGUAUACAUAUCAAUGCUUCGUUAAACCCGUCACCGGGACGUUUGAUGUCCUUGGAAGAUGUAUACAAUUGUUCCUUAAAACAGGAGGAUUUCUCCACAAAUCUGGCUGUCCGCCUGAUGAAGCGAAUUGUAAUUACUGGCGAAACGUCGUACUCCGAUUGUAAAUGUGGAUUUGCUCUCCAACACACCGGUGUGCUGUACUAGUGACGAAUUGACAUGUUAUGUUUACGUGACAAACCUUAUUAAUUGGCUUUGCCAGGUGGUGGCAGGUUUAACGACACAUUUAUAUUUACACGAUCUAACCCAAAAAACCUAUAUUGUGGAAAACGAUUGUAAUUCGCAUAAAAAUAAAGACAGCAUCACCCUGCCCGAGCUUGGUGUGGGACUGUACUCCUGCAAAUGGUAGAUAUUCCACAUUCCUUUGGCGGGAACCAGUUUAUCGAGGGGUGCGACCGCUGUCGAUUGUAUCCAUAGAGUCGUCAAAGUGUGUUCCUGCUCCAGCGAGUGCUGUAGCGCUCAACUCUUAUUGGCGGCGGUGGAAAUUCUACAUGCCUAUGGUUGCGAUCCCGCCUACACACAGGACAACCGCUGGUGAUUUCUCGCAAAGCGAAACUGAUUUGAUGAGCCCCGCAUGGAUGAUGGGCCCCCUAAUCCAAUGCACAUUUUACCAGUGGCUCGUCACUGGGAUACUUAAAUGACGAAGUACGUGCACACGUACGCGCUCGUUGUUUAGAGAAACGCGUAUUCAGCUCAGCCUUCGGGGAUCAAAGCCUAAACGAAGACUCGCGUUUGUACCUCGAAACAUUGGCAGCUGUGUGUGCAUUGCAUGAUAAGUCGCUAAGCAGCUUGCAGUGCUGUAGUCGAGUGUUGGGGAACGGUGUCACUUACAAGGGACGCACUACGUAGAGUCGGCACCUGCCCUGGUUUUCCCUUGGUGUCCUUAUUUUUAAGGUGGCCAACCUGGGAAAUCUAUAAAUCUUCCAAGGACAUCAAAAGUCUCGUUUUUUGUCAGUUGUGUAGAUAAUAACAAGGAUAAUAAUACUGCACUCAAGGCAAGGUAUUUUCAUGUAGCUUUCUCCACUUCUGGUAUUGUGAGAUAUUCUCUUUCCCAUGAUAUGUUUGUUCAUUUUAUUAACAAACCCGAUUACUUUAA